Loxodonta africana (African savanna elephant) is the source of this 14039-nucleotide messenger RNA. RefSeq names its product cyclin dependent kinase 18 (gene CDK18). The coding region runs from base 11387 to 13138 and encodes 583 amino acids. The record is from RefSeq and is a predicted model, not a curated record. Gene Ontology annotation, molecular function: ATP binding; cyclin-dependent protein serine/threonine kinase activity. The transcript is spliced from 17 exons. NCBI's taxonomy places the organism in Eukaryota, Metazoa, Chordata, Mammalia, Proboscidea, Elephantidae. Gene Ontology annotation, biological process: protein phosphorylation. Gene Ontology annotation, cellular component: cytoplasm; nucleus.
AGCGAUCAGCAGCUCCUGCCCUGAGGGGCCUCAGUCAGGCUUCCUUCUCCCUUGGGCAGGGCCUCCUUCCCUGGAGUAAGAGGACUCUCCCUAGUACUUCAGUACUUCGUUAAUUGCAGUCCUCGUUCUGCUCUGUUGUCUGUGAGGGAGUGGCUGGCCUGGUUCCAGACCCACCUGAUUAGUUAGCUUCACCCCUUUUGGAACGAGUCACGUUUCUCUUCCCUGGUGCUGUGUCCCACCAUGACUCCGUCUCUCUCUGCCCUGGACCCUUCGCCUUCGCCCUCCAUUCCUUAGCUGCUGAGUGGGCACUUUCUCGUCUCCAUGGGGUGGGAACAAACCAAGGUUGUCUUGUCCUGUCCCUUCCAGCUGCAUGCAUGUGAGCGCGCACACACACACACACACACAACCCAACUCUAAGGCCAGGCCCGCAGCAGCUCAGGCAGAGGGCCUGGGACGCCAGGAUCACUACCUAGUGGUUGGCUGGGCCUGGCAGGAGCUGGCCAAGGGCACGGCACCAGGUAGAGAGGGAAGAGGGUAAGCUGCAGGCUCAACUGAGCCGACCUCCUGCCCGAAGGAGGGCCCACCUGCUCCUGCAGUGUCUUUGCUUCUGUCUGUGAGUAGGAAGAAUAGGGCAGCAAGUGUGAGUUUGGCUCUGAACAGAAAGGGGUCUUGAAGCACCUUGUCAGGAUGAGCGACUCUGGUGAGAUAGGUGAAGACACCUGCCUGGGAGAUGUUAGCUAGAACUUUUGGUGGGACCGUGGUGAGACCGUCUUUCCUGGAACUCUUGGUAAUGGCUGCCACUCCGUGCCUCCCCUCUGACAUUAAACGAAGCCUUCCCUGGAAGUGGAGGAGCCGGGGCAGACAAGAUGACCCAGUGGUGGCUGGCUGACGCACUCAUCCAUUGUUUGUAGGUUCGCUGUGAGCCUGCUGUCCACAUAGGUGGAGGCAGUUUAUGGACUUGGGGUCACUUCAAACCCUGCCUCUGCCACUCAGUAACUGGGUACCUUAGCUUAGGUAAUUUGUUCACCCAAGCUUCAGGUCCGUCAUUUAUAAAAUGGGGAGAAUAAUAGUAUUAGCUCACGUGGUUGUGAAGAUUCAAGUGAGAAUGUGUUCAUGGUCCACUUAGAUUCUUGUCUUACCUACUGUCAUUAUCCCAGGAGCCCUGAUGGCGCAGUGGGUCAGCACUCAGCUGCUAACCGAAAAGUUGUCUCUUCCAACCCACCAACCACUGCGCAGGAGAACAGGACUGGCGAUUUGCUUCCCUAAAGAUUAACAACCUAGGAAACCGGAUUGGUGGGCAUCACCAUCUGCCCUAAAGCAAAUGCAGAAGAAACAGAUGUAAGCCGUUUCCUUUGGGAUUUAUGUAAGACUUAAGAAAAGGCUUCCACACUUUGGAAUUUGGAAAACACUGAGCUGAGCAGGUGAGGGGCCUUUCCUGAAGGUCUAUAAUGGGUGCUGCUGAAAGGCUCAGGAAAGGGUUUCCUGUGCCUGCGAGGGUUAGGGGAGCCGUGUCUCAAAGCAGGAGGGUGUAUGAGAUGGGGCCUUGCCUACAGUGGCCCCUUGCUUCGACCUCAUGGGCACCUUGUCCCAACUUAUCACUCAGAAACCCAGAGCCUCCCCAAAGACUGCAGACUAGUCUGGGUCCCCCAAAAGGAUCAAAAGAAAACACUAGAAGAUGAUAUAUGUGCCUCUGUUCCUGGAGCCUCAGGAAUCCAAACAGACAUCAGCAGUACUAAUGUGAACCCUGGACCAGGGGGGCUAGGAUAGGGCUUGUGAGGGGGACAGGAGGGCCAUCUGUAGGCAUCAAGGCCAGGGUCUGAGCCUUGACCCCUACAGUGAGGAUCUGGGAUCUGCCCCUGAGUGAUGGGAGCCUGUGAGGGGGGGUGCCAGGGCCUACCCAGCCUCUUCCUCCAGGCCUCUGAGACUUCAACUCGAUGCUUGUUUGGUUUGAAACUCUCAUGAGCAGUUUCCCACCCUGACUCCAUCCCUCACUGGUGUGGCAGCAGCCAGCCCAGGGACCUCCACGGAUCUCACCUGGGGUGUUGCUGCUGGGCUGGAAGCUGCCUCCUCUGCCCCAACCCACCAUCCCCCCACUGCCAUCUGGGACCAAGAGCUGGGCUGGAAGAGGAGGCUAGGUGUCCAGCUGAGGCCUCUCCCACACCCCAGAACCUUGAGUCCAAUGAACAAACACUGUCCCCUGGAGUCCUCCAGCCUCUGAAGAGCUCCUGGAAGCAGGAGUUCACAGCUCUCAUGGAUUCACUCGCUGAUCAUUUGAGGGUUCUCUCUGCCAGGCCCUGUGGCAGGCGCUGAGGGUGUAAUGAUGAAUCAGACCUAAUCCUUCCCUUGAAACGCUCACGGGCAAACAAGGGAACUAGACAAACAGUGACAGCAUGCGGAGCCAUGCGCUCUGCUUGGGAAGCCUGGAAUGCUGUGGUGGCACAGAGGAGGGACCCUCAAAUACCUGACUGGGGACACAGAGUUGCAGCUCCAGGAGACGUGAGAGGCAUCGUGGAAGGCGUCUCGGGCGAGGUAACACCUGCCUUGAGCCUUGCUCAUGAGUAACAGUUUGCUGGCAUCUUCUAGUCCCUAGCCCUCUUGCUUUCCUUGCACACCGAGCCUUCUCCUCCAGGCCCGCUGAGACCCAGGAGAACUGAGAGGAAAGAUGUCCUGGUGAGUCCAGGGCUCAGAAGAGGGCAGGGGCCAAGCCAGUCCCAACUGCACUCGAGUCCUAAUUCACCUGUUGCUGUUGAAUCGAUUUUGACUCAUGGUGACCCCACGUGUGUCAGAGUAGAACUGUGCUCCGUAGGGUUGUCAGGGGCUGAUUUUUCGGAAUAGAUUGCCAAGUCUUUCUUCUGAGGCAUCUCUGGGUGGACUUCAACCUCCAAACUUUCAGUUAGCAGCCAAGUAGUUAGCCAUUUGUACCACCUGAAAAAAUUCAAGCCCAUUGCUGUUGAGUUGAUUCUGACUCAUGGCCACCCCACGUGUUACAGAAUAGAACUGCUCCAUAGAGUUUUCUUGGCUGUAAUCUUUACAGAAACAGAUCACCAGGCCUUUCUUCCACAGUGCUGCUCAGUGCCAUUCGAACUGCCAGCUUAGGUUAGUAGUCAAGUACAAACCAUUUGCAUCACCCAGAGACCCUGGCACCAGCCAGGGACUCAAAGCCCUAACUGAAAAACAAAACAAAACAGUUGCCAUCAAGUUGAUUCCCACUCCUGGCAGCUCCUUGUGUGCGGAGUAGAACUGUGCUCUGCAGGGUUUUCAAGGCUGUGAUCUUGUGGAGGCAUAUUGCCAGGCCUUUCUUUUGAGGCACCUCUGGACAGACUCUAACCUCCAAUCUUUCAUUAGUAGCUGAGCACGUUAACCGUCUGCAUCACCCAGGGACUGUAUGGCCUAAUUAGGGGAAGAGAAAUCUAGAAACAGGUCCCUGGCCUGCCUGAAAGUGAAAAGAAGGGAACUGACAUUUAUUGCACACAGACAGCAUGCCCUUGGGAUUUAAAAGUGACUAAGAUACAGUCUCUGACCUCGUGAGGUCUCAUGUUCAUACGUCUGUAGAGGAAAGAGGCGUCAACAAGUAAUUAUGUCACGGGGCGAGAUGGCCUAACUCAGCCAUUUGUUCCUCAUUCCCGUGGACAUUCACUGAGCACCCGGUAGGCUGCUUCAUUAUGUCAGGUGCUAGGGUAACAAAAUUAAGACAGUUCUUGUGCUGAGGGAGAGCACAGUCUACUCACAAGUGGGCACAGCUGCCAUGGAGCAACAGGGAGGAGUCACCGACUUCUACCUGGAGGAAGGAGGUGUGGUCAUGCACGGCUCCCCGGCGGCAGCGAUACCUGACUUUUGAAGUGGUUUGGCCAAGAGGACAGUGAGGAGAGGCAUCCCGGGCCAAGUGAACAGUGUGGGGAAAGCCAUGCUGGGAUUGCCAAGUACGUUCAGUAAAACUGGACCCUCCGUGGACGGGGGAAACUCAAGAAAGAGACACGGACCAAAACACAAGGGGCCUAGUCUGCUGGGCGUGGAGUUUGGACUUUUUCCUGAGGGCAGUUUUAGCGUUGACAGGUUUUAAACAGGGGAGUGACCCCAUCAGAAAGUAAAAUAGAAAGUAAAGCCUAGCAGCCUGGUGGCAACUGAAUUGGAGAUGAGGCAUUACGCCCAUUUAGCAGACAAGCAAGCUGAGGCAUGAGGUGUCUUCCCAGAUCACAGUACUAACAAAUGGCUGAACUGGGAUUUCUCCCCUGACACCAAACUGCAGAAACUUUUAGAGAGCAGGCUGGGCAGCAUGUGGCCCUGACUGUUGGACACUGCCAGUCAGGGCGGGGCACCACAGGGCCAAGUGAUCCAUUUGCCAUGAGCAAGAGCCAGUUGGAGCCCCAGACGCUUCACCCCCUCCCAGGCAUCCUGCGGGUUGGACCAGCUUGCUCCUGGAAGGCCUUCCCUACAUUCCAAACAGAAGCGGUUGGAAUCUUCUCUGAGUUCCAACACUAUGUCCAGUGCAUCUGUUCACUGGGAAGUCUGUCGUGUCCUCAGGUUCUGGCUGCCCUGAAGGCUCCAGGCUGGCCACCUCUCAUCCAGGCCGUGGUGGGGCCAAGGAGAGGCCAGGGAUGAGGACCCUGGGCUUCUGCUGCGGUGCGGCCGGAGGGUUGAAGCAGGCGGCCACGGAGCAACUGGUUUCUCCUGAGGUUUGUCUGAAGCUCAGGACACUAAAGCCUCGGGCUGCCCAGGGCAAGGUCAGUUAGAGGAUGAAGGAAGAGAUUGUAUCACAGGCUCCCUGCAGACACAGCUCUCCCUGGGAGGGGAGUGUCUCUGAAGUCUGUGAUCGUGGCAUAGGCAAACUUGGUCAGCCAUGGUCUCUAGUUCCUUUGAAACUCCCCCAAAGGCCCAAAGUAGCGGAGUGACCGAGGAGGGGGCAGGAAGUAGGAGGCAGAGGGUGUCAUAGGAUCCUGGCUGGUGGCCAGCCUUCGAGACUGGGCUCAGACCCUCCUGGCUUCAGAAAGUGGACAGUUGGAAGUGAUAUCCUUCAACUCCUGCCCCUGGGCCCAUCAGGACAGAGACGUAAAACAAGAGGAAACAAAACACAAAGAGGGACUCGGGGAAGCAUCUAACAUGUGCCUGGAACACAGUAGGUGCCUGACGCGUGUUUGUGAGGAGACAGGUGUGCCUGCCGGAUGCCAGGCCAGCACUAGGUGUAGAGUCAGAGACCCCCAGGAGGAAGGCAGCAGGUGGAGCCAUCGUGCCCUGGGCUCGGAGGCUCUGACUGUGCUUUCAGGGCUCUGCCCCCCAGGGGAGGAGCAUCCAGUGGUCCUGGGGGGUCGGGAAGCUUCCUAAGGCCCGGGACACCUAAACAGCAUGCAAAGAGUUUCCUGAGCAGAGCCAGUGUGGUAGGAAAUGCGGAGGGCAAAGCUAGAGAGGAAGGAGGGCCUAGCCCUUGGAGGACCCUGUGUACAGGCUGGGGAACCAGUUGCUGUCAACUUGACUCCGACUUACAGUGCCCCCACGUGUGUCAGAGUAGAACUGCACUCCAUAGGGUUUUAAAUGGCUGAUUUUUUGGAAGUAGAUCACCAGGCCUUUCUUCCAAGGCAUGUCUGGGUGGACUUAAACCUCUAACCUUUCAGUUAGCAGCUGAGCAUGUUAACUGUUUGUGCCACCCAGGGACUGUGUAGCCUGGGGAGGGAGCCAUUUUUCAGGAGGAAGGCAAGGGGGCAUAUCAUGAGCGUUUGCUGAGGGGAAUCUCAAAGCCCGGAGGUUAAGGAGUGAAGCUGACCCCUUCUGCCCUCCCCAUCAGUCCCCGGUUAGAACCCCUCUGAGGUGGUGGCUACUUCCCAGUUCCCUGAGUACUCUGCCAAAUUCCCCUCUCUGUCUUGAUGGUCUCAGGACCUCCCAGCCCCAGGGCAGGUGCUAGGUGUGGGGCCUGGCAGAGGUUGUCCAGAAGGAGGGGGCAGCAGGGUGCGCUUGUACACUCUCUACCUAGAGGCUGGGCUCCUGGGCUGGCCUGGUCUGCUCUGGGGAUCUUUCUUUCCUCCUGGGACAGGGAUGAGAGUAGUCACCAGGAACCCUGGGUCCCAGCCUCUGUGGCCUGCCAACCUGUGUCAGUUCAUCCUGGCUCUGGCAGAGGGUGGUAAGUAGGGGACCCUGCCUCCUGGCUUUUCCCUCUCAGUCGGUAGUUGAGCCUGCUGGUCACUGACCAUGCUGCCUGCUUCCCAUCCCUUUGCUGUCCUGGGGUCCCCACACGCCUCACUAACCACAAGGACUCUGUGAAGGAUACCUUCAAUGGAGUUUAUCUGGGGCCUCUUUUCUGGCACAUCUUUACGUCCAAGCAAAGGAGAGAAGAGAGCUAACAUUUACAGGGUGCCUUCCUUGUACCAGACCUGUGUGGUGUUACCUCACUCAGCACCUCCACUUGGAUGUCCAUUGGACAUCAAACACUUUAACUCGCCCCAAGCCCAACUCCUGGUCUUCCCACCAAAACCUCCACGCGCUGCGUGCCGCAUCUCCACAGACAGUGCCCCAUCCUUCGGUCGUUUGAUGAUCAUGCUUGACUCUUCUCAGAUAUCUCAUAGACAGUCCGUUUGCAAAGCCCUUUGGCUCCAUCUUCAAGAUAUAUCCAGGAUCUGGCCACUUCUCACCCCCUCACUGCUCCCCACCGGUCCCAGUCACCACCGUCUCUCACCUGCAUCACCAAAAUAGCUUCCUGGCUAGGGUCCCCAUGUCUCCCCUUGCCCACAUCUGGUCUGUUCUCAACACAGCUGCCAGAGUGAGCCUGUUAAGGCUAAGUGGGGUCAUGUCACUCCUCUGCUCAAGCCCUCCCUACCCCAUGAGGUCCUGCACAGCCUGGCUCCUACUCCCCUCUGGCCGCUUCUCCAGCCACUCUGGCCUCUUGCUGUUCCUGGAACACACCAGGCUUGCUUCUGCCUCAGGACCUUUGCAUCUCUGCUGACCCACUUGCCCAAGAGUCCACAUGACUAGCGCCCUCACUUGCUUGGAAUCUUCCAUCAGAUGUCCCCUCCUCAGGAAGGCCUUCCUGCUUGGACUCUUCCCUCAGGUGUCCCCUCCUCAAGAAGGCCUUUCUGCUUGGACUCUUUCCUCAGAUGUCCCCUCUUCAGGAAGGCCUUUCUGCCUGGAAUCUUUCCUCAGAAGUCCUCUCCUGAGGAAGGCCUUCCUGCUUGGGUUCUUUCCUCAGGUGUCCCCUUCUCAGGAAGGCCUUUCUGCCUGGAAUCUUUCCUCAGAUGUCCCCUGCUGAGGAAGGCCUUCCUGCUUGGAAUCUUCCCUCAGGUGCUCCCUCCUCAGGAAGGCCUUUCUGCUUGGACUCUUUCCUCAGAUGUCCCCUCUUCAGGAAGGCCUUUCUGCCUGGAAUCUUUCCUCAGAAGUCCUCUCCUGAGGAAGGCCUUCCUGCUUGGGUUCUUUCCUCAGGUGCUCCCUCCUCAGGAAGGCCUUUCUGCCUGGAAUCUUUCCUCGGAUGUCCUCUCCUGAGGAAGGCCUUCCUGCUUGGAAUCUUCCCUCAGGUGUCCCCUCCUCAGGAAGGCCUUCCUGCUUGGAUUCUUUCCUCAGGUGUCCCCUUCUCAGGAAGGCCUUUCUGCCUGGAAUCUUUUCUCGGAUGUCCCCUGCUGAGGAAGGCCUUUCUGCCUGGAAUCUUUCCUCGGAUGUCCUCUCCUGAGGAAGGCCUUCCUGCUUGGAAUCUUUCCUCGGGUGCCCCCUCCUCAGGAAGGCCUUUCUGACCUCUUACACCCCAGCCCUCUUUCCUGCUCUAUUCUUCACUGCACUUGCCACCCUCUGACGUACUGUAUAUUUUUCUGUUUAUUUUGUUUAUUGUCUGUUACCUCCCCUCACUAGAAUGGGAACACCCUGAGGGUGGGCUUAACGUCUGUUUCAUUCACCACUGGCUUUUCAGGACCUAAAACAGUGCCCUGGUAGCACAGCGGUUAAGCGCUUGGCUGCUAACCAAAAGGUUGGCAGUUCGAACCCACCCAGUGGCUCCACAGGAGAAAGACCUGGCAAUCUGCUCCUGUAAAGAUUAUAGCCUAGGAAACCCUAUGGGGUAGCUCUACUCUGUCACAUGGGGUUGCUAUGAGUUGAAAAUUGACUCCAUGGCACCUAACAACAAAACAGUGCCUGACGUGUAGUAGACGUUCAAUGCAUAAUUGUUGAAUGAAUGACUAGGACCAAGGUCAGGAGAGAUUAUAUAACUUAAUUGAGCUCACACAGCUAGAAAGUGGCUAAGCCAGGAUUUCUGCUAUGACACCAAACUGCAGAGAAUUUUAGAGAGCAGGUGCUAGUGGUAGUGCUGGGAUUUGAACCUGGAUCUGUGUGGCUUUAAGCUCAGGGUGGGAGAGGGAAGCAGCCAAGGAGUGGAGGAGGCUGGAGGAGAACACAGGAGGGGUAGGGCCGGGAGGGUUCCAGUAAGGAGAAGAAGGAAACACCAUGGUCUUAAAUUUGGUGUGCUUGGAAGCAACCAGGAAAUUGAUGUGGGAUUUUGAACAAGUCCGGAGCCUCAGUGUCCUUGGGCGUAAAGCGAGAGGCUGGAAUGGAUGAUGUGUGAGCGCCCUCCCUUCUGCCUUACUGGUCGCACAGGGGCCUGGGGCAGGUGCUCCAUGUCCCACAGGUCUCUGGUGGCCUGGCUCCUCCACCAGUGCCACCCAUUCUCUGGCAUCAGCAGGAAGUGCUGGGCAGCUGGUGUGGGCUCAGGAGGAAGUGAGGGGUGGCUGGCGUGGGCUCAGGAGGAAGUGAGGAGCGGCUGGUGUGGGCUCAGGAGGAAGUGCUGGGCGGCUGGUGUGGGCUCAGGAGGAAGUGGCGGGUGGCUGGUGUGGGCUCAGGAGGAAGUGCUGGGCCGCUGGUAUGCGCUUAGGAGGAAGUGCUGGGCUGCUGGUAUGCGCUCAGGAGGAAGUGCUGGGCCGCUGGUGUGGGCUCAGGAGGAAGUGGCGGGCUGCUGGCUGAGAGCUUUACAGGCUUACCUGGGCAGUGGGGCAGGAGGGAACGCCUGGUUGGGGGUCUGCCUGCCACCCACCUGGCACCUCCUAAGGGGGACUCUGCUCCUUUAGUGCCUGCCUGCCCCGGCCAGGCCAGCAUCCUUGGAUGCCCAUCUCCCGCUACCCCUGGCACCAGUUGCACGGGGACAGCCCCAGAUGGCUCCCUGGCCUGGGGACAAAGGCCACGCUGUACCCGACCCUGGGCUGGGUCACAGUGAGCCUUUCUGUCUCCGGUUGUGGGGUGAGGGGCAGACGGCACCAAGGUGACAGGCCUUUUUUCCUGGCACCCUUUCCCCACAACCCCCCAAAUCUGAGGAGCUGACUCUCCCAGGCGGAAAGUGACAGAAGGCAUCUUGUGUCUUGAGCUAGGGAACAACAGAGCAUUCACUGCCCAGGCUGCCCUGUCACACCCAAGACCCUGCCGGGUUCAAUGCCCUGACUGUCCCCAGCAGAGAGGCGUCCACUCUCUGCUGUGGCCGCCACUCCCAGCCGCCUGCUCCCUGUCACCAUCAAGAAGUCCAUCCCUACAUCUGAUCUCCAUCCCGCCUGCUACAGUGACAGCCACUUCCUCUUGGCUCUCCUGGGACGUGGGUGGAGAGCAGCUGGUCCCCGUCCCUCUGCGUCCCUUGGCCCGUGCUCUUGCCCCAGUCAGCUGCCCCCAGUCUCACCCUUCCUCCACUCCCUGCCCUACCUGCACUCCAGGAGCAAGCUGGUGGCUCCUUGCUUCUCACUGACUUCUAGGGAGAGCAGGUGUGAUUCAGGGCCAGUUCCCCUUUGUCUCUCAGAAACUGGGGGCCCCCCUCCCAGGAGGUUUGUAGUGAGCUCUCCUCCUCCCUCCCCCACAGUGACAGCCAGGGCAGGAAAUUUAUGGCCACUGCUAGUGGCCAUCCUGUAAAUCCCAGAGUGCAGGAUGGCUUUAUGUGGAAGCCCUGCUCUUAGAAGGGGGCGUGGCUGACCCCUCCUAGGCAUAGCUCAGGCCCGUUACCCCUCCCUGUGCCCCCCCCAAAAAACUGGGAUGCCCACUGCUGAGCCCAGGAGGCAUCAGUAUGUGCAUACAUGUACCUGUUUCCAGGUGAGAGGCAUUUCCUUCCCUUCUUUGGUGAGGGGUAUCUUCCACCCCACUCAGCUUACUCUCUCCCCCCACCCCCUCUCUGGCUCUGAGAGGACCCCACUUAAGCCCAGUAACCAGGAGACGGGCAAUCUGGAAACCUGGGCAGAGCACCAUCCAUUAUCUGGACCUCCGGUGGUUCUCAGCCAUGACUCCGUGUCCACAUCACUGGGGAUGCUCUUAAAAAACGCAUGCUCCCAGGCACCAUCCGCAGAAUCUCAGUCCUAGUAUCUGAGGGGGAGGCCCAGGAAUCUGGAUUUUUUUUACAACACCUCCGCCCCUGGAAGUUCAGCCAAAUUUGAAAACAAAUUCAUCUGUAUAAUGGGAACAUCUCCGGUCUCCUGUCAUGCUGUGAAGGGGUCACCCAGGUAGGGUCUGGGCCCCUUUGGGCUGGACAGAGAGUGUGAGGCAGGCUGGCUGCCUCUGAGGCUCCUGUUUCAGAGUCCUGCAGAUGGCUGGCCGAGACCUCCCCCAGACUGUGGGGGAGCAGCGGAGUUGACUGCUGGCAGGAAUGAGUUCAGGGAUAAAGAAUCAGGGAGGCUGGUGGGCUUUGCCAAGGAAACUGGAAGAGGAGCUGUCAGCUACCCUCUCAUCAGCCUGGAAGGCAUCUCCAAGGACACACCACCGGACGCUGAAUUCCUUGAGAAUAAACUGGAAAACCAAACCAACUGCCAUCGAGUUGACUCCAACUCAUGGAGACCCCAUGUGCGUCAGAGUAGAACCGUGCUCCACAGGGUCUUCGAUGGCUGUAAUCUUACGCAAGUAGAUCACCAGGCCUUUCCUCUGUGGCACUGCUGCCUCUAACCUUCGGGUUAGCAGCCUAGCAUGGUAACUGUUCGCAUCACCCAGGGACUUCUCCUUGAGAAGAGGGACCAUGUUUUACUCUCCUCUGUAACCCCAGUGCCUAGCAUAAUGCCUGGCACAUAGUAGGUGUUUGUUGAGCUGAGCCGAGUGAGGCAGAUGGAGUUUGGCUGGCAGUGCAGGCCAGUGGCCUCUCAUCUGAGGGACACCAACCUGAGUUCAGACAGACAGCCUGGCUGUACCUCAUCCCUGACCUCUGGGGAGCCAGAGGGCCACAGCUUAGCUGCGUCUGGGGGCAGCCAGGAGCCUGCAGGCCAGGGAAGCCCCUUCCACCCCCGGGCUGGCUGAGGACAGAAGGAUGUGAUCACUGAGCAAAGCAAACUGACCCAUAAUCUCUUAAACCAGGAGGAUCCAGGAGGGGUCUUGUUGCCUUGGCAACUGGGUGCUGGCCAGUGACAGGGCUGAGAGCAUCCUCCAGCAGUGGGCUGUGCCUGGUGCAUCGGCAAAAGCUGGGAGCUGGUGCAUGAUGGCAUCCUCCCAUCACAGGCUCCUGGUGCCUUGUCAACAGGCGUGGGUGGGAGCCCUUAGGAGGCCUCUUGGUCCAGCCCUACUGCAACUGAGGAUGGUGGGCAGAGCAGGAUGGGGGUGGCUGCAGUGGGAGCUGAGGAAACCACGGAGGGGAGGGGCAUGCAGCAGGACAGCCCUGCUCUGGGUUUUCAGAGCAAGAGAGAGAAGGAAGGUCUGCAAGAAGAGGCCUUUGUACACAGCAUGUCACCCCUCUCAGAGGUCAGGAGGAGCCCGCAGAGAUGGGACCCCACUGGCUGGGGAAGGGGCCCUGAGGAACCUGGGCCUGAUGACCAUGAACAAGGUGAAGAACUUCAAGCGCCGGUUCUCCCUGUCAGUGCCCCGCACCGAAACCAUCGAGGAAUCCUUGGCCGAAUUCACGGAACACUUCAAUCAGCUCCACAACCAGAGGAAUGAGGACCUGCAGCUCGGUCCUCUUGGCAGAGAUCUGCAGCCAGAGUCCAGCACCAUCUCCCCCACAAACAGUGGGGAGGAGCCCGGGCCGCCGUCCCCUGGCACGCAGUGCCGGCAGCAGAACCAGCGCCGUUUCUCCAUGGAGGACAUCAGCAAGAGGCUAUCUCUGCCCAUGGACAUCCGCCUGCCCCAGGAGUUCCUGCAGAAGCUGCAGCUGGAGAGCCCAGACCUGCCCAAACCGCUCAGCCGCAUUUCCCGCCGUGCUUCCCUGUCAGACAUCGGCUUCGGGAAACUGGAAACGUAUGUGAAACUGGACAAGCUGGGGGAGGGCACUUACGCCACAGUCUUCAAAGGGCGCAGCAAACUGACAGAGAACCUGGUGGCCCUGAAGGAGAUCCGGUUGGAACACGAAGAGGGGGCACCCUGUACUGCCAUCCGAGAGGUGUCUCUGCUGAAAAACCUUAAGCACGCCAACAUUGUGACCCUGCAUGACCUCAUCCACACGGAGCGGUCCCUCACCCUGGUGUUUGAGUACCUGGACAGCGACCUGAAACAGUACCUGGACCACUGUGGGAACCUCAUGAGCAUGCACAACGUCAAGGUUUUCAUGUUCCAGCUGCUUCGGGGCCUCGCCUACUGCCACCGCCGCAAGAUCCUGCACCGGGACCUGAAACCCCAGAACCUGCUCAUCAACGAGAGGGGGGAGCUGAAGCUGGCCGACUUUGGACUGGCCCGGGCAAAGUCAGUGCCCACAAAGACCUACUCUAAUGAGGUGGUGACCCUGUGGUACCGGCCUCCCGAUGUGCUGCUGGGCUCCACGGAGUACUCCACCCCCAUCGAUAUGUGGGGCGUGGGCUGUAUCCUCUACGAGAUGGCCACAGGGAGGCCCCUCUUCCCAGGCUCCACCGUCAAAGAGGAGCUGCACCUGAUCUUCCGCCUACUUGGGACUCCUACAGAAGAGACGUGGCCAGGUGUGACAGCGCUCUCAGAGUUCCGAACCUACAACUUUCCCCAAUACCCUCCCCAGCCGCUCAUCAGCCACGCUCCCAGGUUGGACACUGAUGGCAUCAGCCUCCUCACCAGCCUCCUCCUGUAUGAAUCCAAGUGUCGUAUGUCAGCAGAGGGGGCCCUGAGCCAUGCCUACUUCCGGUCUCUGGGCGAGCGUGUGCACCAGCUGGAAGACACUGCCUCCAUCUUCUCCCUGAAGGAGAUCCAACUCCAGAAGGACCCAGGCUACCGGGGCCUGGCCUUCCAUCAGCCAGGACGAGGGAAGGGCCGGCGGCAGAGCAUCUUCUGAGCUGAGCACCCUGCUGCAGCCGAGAGGUGAGAGGUUACACCAAGCACAGAAGGAGAAUGGGGCCUGCGCCCCCUCAGAGGACUCACCUCGGAGGACUGAGCAAUAAGGGCUGACAGCUGCCCAGAAGGCAGCGUGGCAGCCCUGCUGGCCACAUGCCUCCCUGUUACUUUCGCCUGGGCACCAACCCCUCUGUCACACUCACUGGGGCUGGGCACGAGUGCUUCCCUGGCAGGAGGUGAGGGGUGGCUUCGGACCCUUUCCCACCCUGAAGUGCUUAGGCACCAGCGUGGGGCCCACACAGAGAAUGCAGGUGCCAGGCUGAGCACCGUGCCUGGACAGGAGCCACCGUGCCUCCCCUCCUUCAUCACCUUCUUCCCCUCUGAGAGCAAAGGGACAUGGCACCUCUUAUGGGGUCCCCGAAUCCUGGUGCCGAUGUGUGUGCCAAAUCCCACCCUCCACCUGAGGGGCUGGUGUCCCCAAACACCAGAAGAAAUGGUAGCCCCAUACCUCUUCUCAUCAUCCCCACCUGCUCCCCCUGCCCGCAACUCAUCAGAGCCCUCAAACACCCUCAGGCUUGAACCAAGGCUGGGUGGCACUGGAAUGAUGACAGACGCCCAGGUGGACCCAGUGGUGGCCCGAUCCUGCCAGCUGCACUCACAGUCCCCAUCCUAUCCCCCCAGUCUGAAUGGAAUUGCCUUAAGUCAGGAAGUGGUAGAGAGUUCCCUGCCCUUGAAGCUUUGACCGAGCUCCUACAUGCCCCCCUUCCUGAGGGUGACUCCUGCUUAUCACCCCUGAGCUCUGAUAAGCCAGCCCUGGCCCCCAGAUAUGCAGUGUCACCCUGACGCAGGUGACAGGCCGCCUCACCUGCCUUGGCCCCUUAAGACUGGCGCAGCCUCCCCCA